Candidozyma pseudohaemuli is the source of this 792-nucleotide messenger RNA. It is a transcript of the gene TIF35, whose product is annotated as translation initiation factor eIF3 subunit g. The record is from RefSeq and is a predicted model, not a curated record. The transcript has a single exon. The coding region runs from base 1 to 792 and encodes 263 amino acids. Gene Ontology annotation, molecular function: RNA binding; translation initiation factor activity. NCBI's taxonomy places the organism in Eukaryota, Fungi, Ascomycota, Pichiomycetes, Serinales, Metschnikowiaceae. Gene Ontology annotation, cellular component: eukaryotic translation initiation factor 3 complex; cytoplasm.
AUGUUUCAGUCGUGGGCAGAUGCCGAGGAUGACAUCCCCGUCCCAGAGUUUACCUCGAACCCAGAUGGCACCAAGACGGUGGUGAGCUAUAGACUCAACGCCAAGGGCCAGAAAGUGAAGAUCACUCAGAAAAUCAAGGAAGUGAAGGUCAAGGAAAGAGUACACCCAUCGAUAGCGAUCCGUCGAAGCUGGGCUAAGUUUGGCAAGGAAAAGCACACGCCGCCAGGACCCGACACGAGAACCACACAGUUGGGUGAGAAGAUCGAGUUGAAGCUCGGUGCUUCUUGGAAAGAGCUCGAGAAGAAGGAGGAAGAGGAGAAGAUGGAACAAAAAGUCAACUUGGUCAGCACGCAAAGACUCACAUGUAGAACAUGUGGUGGUGACCAUUUCACAUCCAAGUGUCCUUUCAAAGACACGCUUGGCGCGGAGACCGCCGCCCCAGGUGGUGGAGGAGCUACUCCAGAGCCUACCGAAUCUUCUAAAUACGUUCCAGUGCAUAAGAGAGCCGAUGCUCCAAGCAGAGAGUCCAGAGAUGACUCUUGUACGUUGAGAAUCUCCCAGUUGAACACGAUUGUGGACGAUCAGAUGUUGAGAGAGGAGUUGCUCGGAAAGUAUGGUCCAUUGCAGAGAUGCUCGCUUAUCAGAAACAGAGAGACGGGCGAAUCCAAGGGUUUCGCCUACGUGACUUUUGCAACCGAGCUGCUUGCGCAGAGAGCAUUGGACGAGUUGAACGGCAAGGGUUACUACUCGUUGAUCUUGCGUUUGGAGUGGUCCAAGAAGAAGAAGACCUAA